Molecule: messenger RNA, 1701 nt
Organism: Stomoxys calcitrans (stable fly)
Lineage: Eukaryota; Metazoa; Arthropoda; Insecta; Diptera; Muscidae
Product: esterase B1
Exons: 3
Coding region: 57-1661 (534 amino acids)
Source: RefSeq, a predicted model, not a curated record
GUGUAUGUGUAUUAAAAUACUGAUUACCUACAUAUGAUGAUUGUGGGCAUAGUUCAAUGGAAAAUCCCGUAAUACAGACAUCGAGUGGCCGGGUUCGUGGUAAAUUAGCAACGAAUGCUUAUGGAUAUUCCUUUUACUAUUUCGAUGGUAUUCCCUAUGCGCAACCGCCACUUGGAGAAAAACGUUUCAGAGCUCCAGUACCUGCGGCUAAAUGGACCUUAAUUAGGGAUUGCACCAAAUCGCCCAAUAAGUGUCUGCAAUGGAAUCGCCGCGUUUGUGAAAUUCAAGGAUCCGAAGACUGUCUAUAUCUCAAUGUGAAUGUAAGGCAAUUGAAUGCUCGCCCUGCAGUUCCUGUCAUGGUGUAUAUACAUGGUGGCGGCUUCAAUACAGGGGAUGCCACCCGUCGAGCUUGGGCUCCCGACUACUUUAUGAUGAAGGAUGUGGUAUUCAUAACCAUAGGUUAUCGUUUGGGCAUGUUUGGCUUUGCCAGUUUCUCGGACAAAUCCUUAAACACAGCCGAUAAUUGUGGCGUACUUGAUGUCAUUUUGGCUUUAAAGUGGAUUAGAGCAAAUUGUAUGUACUUCAAUGGUGAUCCUGAGAAUAUAACUCUCUUUGGCCACAGCUCUGGUAGCUGUGUUACCCACAUGCUCAUGCAAACACCAUCGGCCAAGGGUCUCUUCCACAAAGCCAUUUUGUUGGCCGGCUUCAAUAUGAACGAGCCCUCCUUCACCAGACUUGAAUUUCGUUUGGCCCAACACUUGGGCUUUGAGGGCAGCGAGCAGGAUCAAAAGGCCUUGUGCGAAUUUCUCACUAAUGUGGAUGCCAACAAACUGGUAAAUUUCGAUGUAUUUACUGAGGAGGAGAAAAUGUUGUAUCCCGAUGCGGUCAUCUUCCCCAUCUGGCCCAUUGCUGAUGGCACUUUAAUAUCUAAAGACAUUGUCGCAGCUCAACGCAAGGCAUGGAGUAAUAGCAUUCCCCUUAUGAUGGGCUCUAAUUCAACAGAGGCUUUAAUGCUUUUAAAAAAGCUUAAGAGCGAUGCCAAAGUAUAUGAAAUGUGGAAAAGUAGACCCCAGCUUAUGUUGCACUCCAAUCUCAAGACUUUGGAUGAUGCUGUAAUGCUAGGGGAGAUAGCCAAGCGGGUGAAAGACAUACAUUUCGGAGAUAAGGAAAUGACAAUUGAGAACUACGAAUGUGCAUUAGAGAUCGAAUCCUACAAUUUUUUAUAUCAUGAUCAACAUCGUCUAAUGCAAUCACGCCUCCAAAAUGCCACUGCUCCCACCUAUGUUUAUCGCUUUGAUUUUGAUUCACCCACUUUCAAUUUUUAUCGCAUUCGAGGUUUUGGUGUUGGCUCCAAAGGAGUUGGCCAUUGUGAUGAACUUGGCUAUUUGUUUGUUUUACCCGACACUUUCAAAUUGGAUGCCAAUACACCCGAAUAUCGUUGCAUUGAACUGAUGAUUGAAACUUUUUAUACAUUUUCCAAGACUUCAGAUCCCAAUAAUCCCAUAUUACAGCCAAACCAUUGGGAACCCAUACAGCGAGGCAUGGUUCCGCAUUGCUUGAACAUCAAUUAUGAGUGGACGCGACGGAUACCUCAACCCGAAUAUGAGAAAUGCUGUGCCAUAGAUGAGGCAUAUAAGCUAUUAAACAAAGAUUUAUACUAAAUAAGUGAAAAUAAAAUUUCACAUCAUUUUUAUACCCACC